UUUUGACGUGUCCGUGGGCCGGUACUUUUGACGUGUCCACGGAAAUUUAAGGCUAACGAUUGCACCAAAAGCAUUUAUUACAUAAUAGGGCUUAUCAAGAAAUAAUUACUCAUUCAUGACAUACGGCAAAAGGACUAUCUUACCGCCACCUAAUCUAAACUUCGUUGUUGUAUGUCCAAUAGAACACCGCGAAGUAACCUUCGAAUGGGGAUAAUCUAACGCGCAUAUAUAUUUGCUGACGCAAUGAUAGUUACUCAAUAUUUGUACUAAUUUGAAAAUUAUAUGUCAACGCACAUCAACGAUACUUUAUUUAACAGUGCAAUAGAUAGAAAGUUCGAUAGUAAAUAUUACCAAAGGUGAUAAUUCCCCAGGUAGUACUGGAUUAUCAGGAACGACUACACCAAGGUGAGGCAAGGCUUCCGCACCUACCGCACCUCGUGACUUGGAACGUUUAAAUACUUGUGUGUUAUGGUACCGAAUCAAAGAGUCAAUCGAAGUGCAUCGAGAGCAAGCGAGACAUGUCCUAGGCGAACAUUGUUCUGAAAACAAUGUAUAGUAGAAUUGUUUGAUAGUAAAAGGUUAACGAAUUGUAUAUUAUUAUUUAAACGAAAGAUGUCAUGGAUAAGAGAUAGUACUUUAAACUGGUUACAAUGUAUAGCCAUUAAAGUUCUAAAGACUGGAAAGGUCCCAAAACAUGUUGCAUUUAUAAUGGAUGGCAAUAGACGAUAUGCAAGUAAGAAAAAGGUAGAUAAGGUGGAAGGUCAUACUAAAGGUUUUGAUAAGCUAACGGAAACUCUGCAAUGGUGUUUCGAUCUUGGUAUUCCUGAAGUUACGGUAUAUGCAUUUAGUAUAGAGAAUUUUAAAAGAAACAAGGAAGAGAUCGAUGGAAUUAUGGAACUUGCUAAACAGAAAUUCCAACGCCUAUUAGAUGAAAGAGAUAAGCUGAUGGAGCAUGGAAUUCAUAUCCGAGUAAUAGGUAAUUUAUCAUUAAUUCCAAUGGAUAUUCGUAAACUGAUUGCAGAAGCUAUGCUCAUUACAAGGCACAACAAUAAAGUGUUUCUGAACGUUGCCUUUGCUUAUACGUCAAGGGACGAAAUAACACAAGCAGUAAAAAAUGUUGUAGAAGGUGUAAAAAAUGCGGAUAUACUUGUAGAUGAUAUCAAUGAAGAAUUACUGUCUAAGAGUCUCUAUACUGGUGAUUUACCUGAACCUGAUUUACUUAUUCGCACAUCUGGAGAGGUACGAUUUAGCGACUUUUUACUAUGGCAGACUGCCAAAUGUUACGUUUAUUUUUCGGAUGUCUUGUGGCCAGAAUUUACAGGAUGGGAUUUAUUAACUGCCGUGUUUUACUACCAAAGAUGUUACUCUGAUUUACAAGAAAUCGUAAAAGUUCAAGAAACCAAUGUUAAAACAAAUGAUGACAGGAUAUCCACCUAUAUUGCUAAAUUGAACAGGGAUCGACUACGUCUGCUUCAACGUAUAUCUUCAACAGAUAUUUUUCUGAGCAUCCUAAAUAGGCAGUCUUUCGAUACUAUAGUUUAUGGACAUCCUUAUAAAUUAAAUAUGGCGGACAGGUCAAGUUCGGAUUCGCAGCGAAGAAGGAAGCGCAAUAGAGAAAGACAUGACUAUCCGGAUAGAGAUGACACACAGUAUCAUGCCAAAAGAAAGAACGACAGGACAUCCCCAAGAAGAGACGACAGAUCCUCAAGAAAUAGAGACUAUGACAGUAGAUCAAAAAGAAAUAAAGACGAAAACAGUAGAAACAAGGAUUUCAGGCGAGAAAAAGAUAAGUCAAACGAUAGAAACAGAUUUAGCGAAGUAAAGGUAAAGAAAGAGCCUUCUCCUGAGUGGGGCAAGUCUAAUUCAAAGGAACAGUCCAAAAAUAAACCACAGGAAAAAGAGAAACCUAAUUACGAAUUAUCAGGAAAAUUAACAGAAGAUGCAAAUACAGUUAAUGGUGUAGUAAUUAAAUAUGCUGAGCCACAGGAUGCACGUAAACCUAAGCGAAGGUGGAGAUUAUAUCCAUUCAAAGGAGAGAAAGCUUUACCUACUCUGUAUGUACAUAGACAGUCAGCAUAUUUAAUGGGCAGAGAUCGGAAGGUAGCAGAUAUACCUUUAGAUCAUCCUUCAUGCUCCAAACAACAUGCUGCACUACAAUUUCGUUUAGUUCCUUUUCAAAGAGAUGGAGGAGGAGAAGGAAGGCGCGUACGUCCGUAUCUUAUUGACUUGGAAUCUGCCAAUGGUACAUUUGUAAAUAAUGUAAAAUUGGAGCCAAGAAGGUAUCACGAAUUACUGGAAAGAGAUGUAAUACGCUUUGGAUUCAGCUCCCGAGAAUAUGUACUACUUCAUGAACAGAGCAGAGAUGAUGCAUUAGAUGACGACGUUCCACUCGCCACUAAUACAACGCAGUAACAAAUCUAUUCUGUGAGCUGCAAAAGUGAAACCUGUGAUCUUACAAUCGGCAAAGAUACGUCGAUGUAGAACUGUCUUGUAGCUGUGCGGAUUAUGCACUUAUCUUCAAGAUAGUUGUUCUACAAUGGUUAGACAUGAAGGUUUAGAAAUAAAAUAAUUCCUGAUAAAUCUUUAGAAAAAGAAACAAAAUUUUCUAUUAUCACUUUAAUCCGAUGUUUAUGGUCGUAAAUUAUUAAGAACAUUUCACAAGACUUUGAAUGUACAGUGCAGGAUGACGUUCGAUGAAAAUAUUGCAUACUUAUUAACAGGAGUAGUCGUGUUCAAUACAAAGGAACUUUAUACAUACGUGCAAUUGUACAAAUGGACUACUGCAAAUGGCAGCGAUAAACAGCUACGUCCGUCCUCCCGCACUGAGCAAAACGAGGGAAGUGUAUUGAUGCUAAUGUAAUUAUUGAAACUAAUUAAUUAUACGUUGUAGAGAUUAAUUCUGAUGAAAUAUAAAUAAAGUGAGAUAUGCGCUCUUGA
Molecule: messenger RNA, 2937 nt
Organism: Orussus abietinus
Lineage: Eukaryota; Metazoa; Arthropoda; Insecta; Hymenoptera; Orussidae
Gene: Dhdds
Exons: 8
Coding region: 613-2412 (599 amino acids)
Biological process (GO): polyprenol biosynthetic process
Cellular component (GO): endoplasmic reticulum; dehydrodolichyl diphosphate synthase complex
Molecular function (GO): ditrans,polycis-polyprenyl diphosphate synthase [(2E,6E)-farnesyl diphosphate specific] activity; protein binding
Source: RefSeq, a predicted model, not a curated record